This is a messenger RNA of Tupaia belangeri chinensis (Chinese tree shrew), 2665 nucleotides long. RefSeq names its product surfactant protein B (gene SFTPB). Bases 21 to 1199 code for a protein of 392 amino acids. The record is from RefSeq and is a predicted model, not a curated record. The transcript is spliced from 11 exons. NCBI's taxonomy places the organism in Eukaryota, Metazoa, Chordata, Mammalia, Scandentia, Tupaiidae. Gene Ontology annotation, biological process: sphingolipid metabolic process. Gene Ontology annotation, cellular component: alveolar lamellar body; lysosome; multivesicular body.
UCCCUGGCUGCAGAGGUGUCAUGGCCAAGUCACACCUGCUGCUGUGGCUGCUGGGGCUGCCCACGCUCUGUGGCCCAGGUGCAGCUGCAGCUGUCUGGACAGCCUCACCCCUGGCCUGUGCCCGGGGCCCCGAGUUCUGGUGCCAAAGCCUGGAGCAAGCUUUGCAGUGCAGAGCCCUCGGGCACUGCCUACAGGAAGUCUGGGGACAUGUGGGAGCCGAUGACCUGUGCCAAGAGUGUGAGGACAUCGUCCGCACUCUCACCAAGAUGACCAAGGAGGCCGUUUUCCAGGACGCGAUGCGCAAGUUCCUGGAGCAGGAGUGCGACAUGCUCCCCCUGAAGCUGCUAGUGCCCCGGUGCCGCGAAGUGCUCAACGUCUACCUGCCCCUGGUCCUCGACUACUUCCAGAGCCAGAUCAGCCCAAAGGCCGUCUGCCAGCACCUGGGCCUAUGCAAACCCGGCCCACCCAAGCCCACGCAGGAGCCAAGGAUGCCAGACCCUCUCCAGGACCCUCUGCUGGACCCUCUCCCGGACCCUCUCCCGGACCCUCUGCCAGACCAGCUGGUCCUCUCCGUGCUGCCUGCAGCCCUACAGGCACGGCCUGGGCCUCACACACGGGGUCUCUCCGAGCAGCAGUUCCCCAUCCCCCUGCCCUUCUGCUGGCUCUGCAGGACGCUCAUCAGGAAGAUCCAAUCCAUGAUUCCCAAGGGAGUGCUGGCCGUGGCCGUGUCGCAGGUGUGCCACGUGGUACCCCUGGUGGUGGGCGGCAUCUGCCAGUGCCUGGCUGAGCGCUACACUGUCCUCCUGCUGGACGCGCUGCUGGGCCGCGUGCUGCCCCAGUUGGUCUGCGGCCUCGUCCUCCGGUGCUCCAGCGAGGAGACCAUUGGUCCAGCCCUCGCCAGUCUGGGGUCCCUGCCAGAAGAAUGGCUGCCACAAGACUCCGAGUGCCAUUUCUGCAUGUCUGUGACCGCCCAGGCCUGGAACAGCAGCCAGCAGGCCGUGCCACAGGCCAUGCACGAGGCCUGCCUCAGCUUCUGGCCGGACAGGCAAAAGUGUGAGCAAUUCAUGAAGCAGCACACAGACCAGCUGCUGAGCCUGGCGUCCAAGAGCUGGGAUGCCCGCUCCACCUGCCAGGCCCUGGGGGCGUGUGCGGCGGCGCCCAGCCCUCUCCAGUGCAUCCAAAGCCCCAACUUUGGAUAAGAACUCAGCCGCCCAGACCGCUGACCUCCGGGACUGGAGUCACACCAAGGCCAACAUUUCCAGAACUCAGGAGAAAUCGUGUGUUGCCGCCCGAAGUUGUGUCCCCUCAUAUGCCAGGAACCGUCAUCUGACCCUGCCCUCCCAAGACACGUCUCUCCCCAGCUGUCAUUUUCUAGGUAGGAGGUAGCGCUUUAGGAUGGAGAACUGUGAGACACAGUCUCUGCGACCAGGACCAGGGGCAGGGGAUGACCCUGAGAGGGAAGGGCAAGCAGCAGUGGGCUCGAAGUCACCCUGAGAGCAAGUGAGGUCCACAUGACAGCUGCUCCCAGCCAGCCCCUCCCAUCAUGCCAUCCAUUCAUUUGUUCACACUUUAUUACGAUUUUUAAAUUCCGUGAGUUCCGGGCCACCUUCUAGGAGCACAGGCCACUGCUGAGGAUAAACAGUGAGACCCCUGCCCUCCUGGGGCUCACACCCAGGCUCACCCCUUCCACCUGAAGGGGAGGGAGUCCAGCCUGCUCUCCUGCAGCUCCAGAAGCUCCGCUGAAGCCUGGUGAGGGACAUAGUCCUUUUCCCACCUUGCAGGGCUCCCAGUCCCCCCUGUUAAAACAGGAUGAGCAGUGGGUGGGCUCGGAAGGCCUGGGCUCCAGUCCCAGCUCUGCCAUCAGAUGACUGGGCUUCAGGCAAGAUGGCCCCUCUCUGGUCCUCACUGUCCUGAGCUACAAAGGGAGAGCCAAGUGGGAAAGGCUCUGGGCCCUCCCAAGCUCCCCCGAUCCUGACAGGCUCCUCUUUAGCUUCCCGCCCCUCCAGCUGCCCACCCUGAAAGGCCGUUGCUCCCACGCUCGCCCUCCUCCCUCUCGUCCUCAACAGGACCUCACACGGACCCGCAAGCCCCAGCGUGUGCCCCAGCCUUUUCUGUCCCAGCUCCAACCAUGGCCUGACACCAGAGCCAUUCCUGUCCUCGAGGGUGGGAGACACAGCAAGGGCACGGUCCCUGCAGAGGGGCUCGGGCCCUCACACUGCCAGCCACCCCAGUUCUGAGAGUAAAUCCACUCAGCCCAAGAGGAUGGCAGGGUGGAAGCUGGGCCCUGCCUCACACCGACCCCAGGGCCUCAAGAGUCUGACUUUUAAUUAUUUGCUAACAUUUCCAUGAAAUUCAAAGUUCAGAAUAAACCUUGGGAACAUAAGGUACUCUAGACAGAUAAAAUCCUUAAGCUUUUUCCCCAAAUCAGGAACUCUUGACCUGGUCGAGGGCGGACACUGCGUGCAUGACGGGGAGGUGUCCGGGCAAUCCUGCACUGAACCCCGCUGUUGCUGGGCGCUGCUGCUUUGUGAAGGCAGAGAAAGGGCUUUCUUCUAAGGUUUAGUAAGGCGAACUCCCAGCUUCUGUUUGUAAUGCCGAGGGUGACUCUUCUUUUGCCACGACGUGCCGUUCCAAGCUCGGGUGGGCUAUGCAGUUCCCACGUAAC